This is a messenger RNA of Paramisgurnus dabryanus, 6791 nucleotides long. Its product is annotated as nuclear factor NF-kappa-B p100 subunit-like. Gene Ontology annotation, biological process: regulation of DNA-templated transcription; regulation of double-strand break repair via homologous recombination. Gene Ontology annotation, cellular component: site of double-strand break; cytoplasm; nucleus. Gene Ontology annotation, molecular function: protein binding; RNA polymerase II cis-regulatory region sequence-specific DNA binding; DNA-binding transcription factor activity, RNA polymerase II-specific. Lineage: Eukaryota; Metazoa; Chordata; Actinopteri; Cypriniformes; Cobitidae. The record is from RefSeq and is a predicted model, not a curated record.
ACUACAGUAAAUGACAGAAACCAGCUUCGGAAAAAAGAUAAUUGAAGUGUAAUUAUUUUUUUUUGUUGGUAUCAAGUCCCAUUGAAUAACAUGGGGAGGCGGGGUUUAUGACCUAUACUGGGACCAGUCACUGGUGGGCGAUCGAGACGUUUUGGCUUCACUUUUCAGGGCUUGUGCGGCACGCUUGUUUUAGAUAUUUUUUGUCAGAUGUUGCUAUGUUAUACUGAAGUUUAAUUACAAGCAUAAGUGUCAAAGGCUUUUAUUGACAAUUUCAUUAAGUUUAUGCAAAGAGUUCAUGUUUGCAGUGUUGACCCUUCGUUUUCAUUUCCUGACAUGCUGUCAAUCAACUUCUGGGCCACAUCCUCACUGAUGGCAGCCAAUUCUUGCAUAAUCAAUGCUUAGCGUUUGUCAGAAUUUGUGGGUUUUUGUUUGUCCACCCACCUCUUGAGGAUUGACCAAAAGUUCUCAAUGGGAUUAAGGUCUGGGAAGUUUCCUGGCCAUGGACCCAAAAUCUUGAUGUUUCGUUCGCCAAGACACUUAUCAAAUAUGGGAAGGUGCUCCAUCAUCCUAGAAAGGCAUUGUUUGUCACCAAACUGUUCUUGGAUGGUUGGGAGACAUUGCCAUUGGAGGAUGUUUUUGUACUGUUUAUUUAUUUAUGGAUGUGUUCUUAGGCAAAAUUGUAAAUGAGCCCACUCCUUUGGCUGAGACGCAACCCCACACAUGAAUGGGCACAGGAUGUUUCACUGUUGGCAUGAGUGGAAAUGUUUUUUGGGAUUAAGUUCAUUUCCAUGGCAAAGAGGGACUGUGCAAUUAAUUGCAAUUCAUCUUAUCACUCUUUUGUAAAUGAGUAAAUGUUCACAGAAACUCACAGAAGAGUUAUCUCUUUAAAGUCAAAUCGUAUUCGGUAACUUAUCUUUAUGUAAAAUGCUUGUUUUACUAGUACUAUAGUAAACUAUUGUUUACUUAACGAAAAUAUUUCAGUAUGGCUUGUAUAAAAUUUAACCUGCAUCCAUUUUCAUAUUCCAGCAGAUAACAUGAUUCAAAUACGACUACUACAACCUACGUUAUAAAUAUGUAAAUAUAAGAGAAGACCUGCCAACCCAAAUCUCAUGACUGAGCCAGGAGAAAAGCAACUGCAAUAUGGCAAAUAAACCAAAGGUUCAUGUGUUUUUGGGAGCUCCAUGUCCCCAAGCCCUUGCUUUGGAGGUCCGGAAGAAAGGGAUCACAACAGAUAAAAAAACAUUAGAUCGGAAAACAGCCUGGAAAACCAUAGACCUCACUUGGAGUCAUGGCAGGUUGAUUCCCAAGCAUAAUGUUGAAGAAGGCAGAAUGCAUAAUGUAUGUGUUGAGGUGGUUAACCAGGACACUGAGGAAAGUGACAGGGAAAAAGAAACCAGUGAAGACAAAAAGAAUUCCCAGAAGUCUCCAUCAAAUGGAGAAUGCAUUGAAGAUGAAGAGUUGUGUCCUGCAUCCGUAGAAGAAUAUCUAGAUAACUGCUUCUCCUGCCCACGGACUAAUGUAAAUCCUGGACAGAGCAAAGAUGAAAGAUCUGGAUCCCCUGUGUCUAUGGAGACUGAGUAUCUGAGUACAUGGACAAAAUCUCAAGCCUUGCUCCUUCGGGGCAGAGCAGCCUGGUCUCAUACAUUUGGCUUUCAUGGAGACUUCAGUUCUCCGCACACACCUCCCAAACAAACACCCACAAGCUCUCUAAGUUCCCCAGAAUUGUAUAGCCCUACGACCAGCCCUGAAGAAAGGGGCUUAGGGGGAACUUUGCAAAGCUCGGUGGAGUACCAUUAUGAUAGUCUAAGCCAAAGGCAGCAAGAAAGAGGGGUAAUUAUGGAAAUCACACCAAAUGGCAUCCUGUGCUCUCAAGGUACCAAUGUAGGUCAUACUGAAAAAACUGUAGACCAUCAGGAGAUUGAACUUAACAAUGACUCAACAGCACAGACUUCUCCUAGUCCCACUCCUUCUAAAAGGAUCAAGUUAUCUCAGACUGUAGACACAACCAAAAAAGUAACAGAACCGAGCACACCAAGUAAUGCAGUUCCUAUUUGUGGUCCUACAACCUUGUUGGUUAGGUGUAAGACCCAUGGUGUGCGAUACGCUAUCUUGGUGGCUGUGGUGCAUCCAUGUCACUUAAAAGAGGUCAAAGUGAAAACCGGAGCUUCAGCUGGAUCCAGUGUACCUCUGGCAACGAUGAUCGUCACAGACCAGUCUGAUGUGGAGAUGAAGGUAGUGCUAUGGCGGACAGCAGCUUUCUGGGCUUUGACUGUAAAUCCAGGGGAUAUUCUGCUAAUUACAGAUGUGACAGUUCAUGUAGAUAAGUGGAAGAAUGAGACGGUCCUGCAGUCAUCUUUUACUAGUAAGCUGCUGAAUCUUGGCCAGAUCACAAGGGAUCGUAUCCCACAAGCCCCACAGAGUUUGAACUGUCAUACAUUGAGAUCACUGUGUACACACCUGUGUGAGAAGCGCCAUCUGCUGGUGUCUCUGCCACCUCGCAAGGCUCAGGAUUUGCAUUCCAUCCCGUUCGCCCACCUUGGUGCAUUAAAAGCUGACACGUUGGUUCAUGCUCUGCUUAAAGUUAGACACAGUAAUUUAAUUACAGCCUGGCGAGAUGAGGCAGAGGGUAUGUCUAGAUCAGGAGGUGUACUGAAGGCUGUUUUGACUGUAGAGCAGGGUGAUGGCCAUCGUGGUGCUGUUGUGCUGUGGGGAGCUGCUCUCUCUUGGCUACAGCGAUUAGAAAAAAACAAAGAUGCUGUAUGGGAGUUCAGGAUGCUGCUGGUCAGGCAGGAUGUGACCUCAGGUUUGCUAGAGCUCCAUUCCACUCCAUGGGGCACCUGUCAGCCUCUAUUUGCUGAUGAUACUCGAUGCAAAGAGUUUUACAACACCGCACGCUUAGAGCGAACCACUAGCAGCUUUGAGAUUGAUCUUAAUACACUUCUGUCCCAAAAAUACUCGGGUGACGUGGAGCUGAGAGUUCAAAUCAUUGCAUUACAGUUCCAGAGCAGUCCAUCGCAAGAGGCUUCAGUGAUAAUAGAUGGCAACACACCAUUGGAAAGAAUCCUGGACAUAGUUUCCGGUGACAUCACUUUUACUGGAUGUGGGCAGUGCUCUGCAGAGCUGGAGACUGAUGAGAAUGGCAUCUAUAGGCCAUGUUACCCCUGCCUGCCACACACGGGAGUGCGUCGCUAUUAUAGGCCGGUUGUUUUAACUGUAAGAGAUGGAGGUAAUCAAAUCUGUGUGCUAGUCCCUCCUGCUCUUGUGCAGAAGAUUCUUCUAAACACUCCCCCAGACAAGUUGAAUAAAACCAUAGCUCCAGCGUCAGAAGUGAGGUUCAUCCAGGUAGUAGCUAACAGGAUUAGUUCCAUGUUGACCCCCAUGAAGAACACAUUUCUCCUGACUCUUCGAAGCCAUUUUCAAGUCUGUUCGGAUGACCCUGCAACAACACACAGAAUGGCUGGAGCUUUAAGGAUGGACGAUUUACAAUAUCCAAUGAAGUUUGACAGAGAGUCAUUUAUGGAAUUUCCAUAUCUCCAACCACCUUUUGACGUUAAAACUGAACCCUUUGUGGCAGAGACAGUUCAUGGACCCUACUUGCAGAUCAUUGAGGAACCAAAGCAGAGAGGAUUUCGAUUCCGUUAUGAAUGUGAGGGUCCGUCCCAUGGAGGUUUGCCAGGUGCAUCUAGUGAAAGAAACAGGAGGACAUAUCCCACAGUUAAGAUAUCCAACUACGUGGGCCAUGCUCGAGUGGAAGUUCAGUUGGUGACACACACGGACCCCCCUCGUGUUCAUGCACACAGCCUUGUGGGACGCCAGUGUACUGACAAUGGCAUAUGCAUGAUUGAUGUAGGGCCUAAUGAUCUCACAGCACAAUUCAGCAAUUUAGGUAUUUUGCAUGUCACUAAGAGAGGAGUGGUGGAAGUAUUAACCAAAAGGUUGAGAGAAGAGAAGAGGAGAUUAAAGGAGCCUGGUUAUAAAUUCAGUGAUGGAGAGGAACAGGCUAUGUUGCAAGAAGCCAAAGAAUUGGGUAAAAACAUGGACCUUAACAUUGUAAGAUUAAAGUUUACCGCAUACCUUCAGGACAGCGAUGGUGGUUUUACCAGAGCCUUGAAGCCUGUUGUCUCCAAUCCCAUCUAUGACAGUAAAUCACCAAAUGCCUCCAAUCUGAAGAUUUCCCGUAUGGAUAAAACCUCUGGAUCUGUGCUUGGUGGGGAAGAAAUAUUUCUGCUCUGUGAUAAAGUUCAAAAAGAUGAUAUUGAUAUUCGUUUCUAUGAGGAGGAAGAAGAUGGAGGAUGGGAGGCGUUUGGAGACUUUUCACCCACUGAUGUUCACAAGCAGUACGCAAUCGUGUUCAAGACCCCGCCCUACCGCUGCACAGACAUCACACGGCCAGUCACCGUGUUUCUGCAGCUUAAGAGGAAGAAGGGCGGCGACUGCAGUGAACCCAAGCAGUUUACAUAUAUUCCACACAAUCAAGACAAAGAAGAGGUUCAGAGAAAGAGGAUGAAGUCCCUUCCUCAGCCCUAUGAUCACUGGCGAGGAGGACCUCAAGGAGGCGCGGGAGGCUUUGGGGGUCCUGGAGCCGGAACAGGAGGAGGAGGAGGUGGAAUGGGUGGAGGAGGUUUUCAAUUUAACCACAAUCUGGACAAUCCAGCAUUUUUUGUUGGUGGUUGUGGUGGCUAUGGGGGAGCACAGCUGUCAAGCUCCGCCCCUCAGACAGAUAGAUCUCAAGAUCAGCCGACAAACACACAAACUCAGCCUGGCUCCCCAGUGCAACAGCAACUCAUUCAAAUCGCCACAGCUCUGCAAAAUCAUGCCACAUUCACAGCAAAGAGCACUGCCCGUGCUUUACUACAAUACUGCAGCACCGGGGAUGUGCGUAACCUGCUGAAUCUUCAGAGACAUUUGUGUGGCGUGCAAGAUGAGAACGGAGACACGCCUCUGCACUUGGCUGUAAUCCACCAGCAAGAUCGUGUGGUGCAACAGCUGAUUCAGACAAUGCUAAACAGCCCACAGCCCAAGUUUAUCAACAAAUUCAACAAGCUCAGCCAGACACCAUUGCAUCUGGCCGUGAUCACGAAGCAGCCCAAGCUAGUCGAGAUGCUGAUGAGAACGGGUGCAGAUCCGAGUCUUCUUGACCGGGAUGGUCGAACAGCACUUCAUCUGGCUGCCCACACCGGAGAUGAAGCUAUACUACGAGUGGUCCUGGGAAUGCUGGGAGAGCACCACUGCCAUUUAGUAAACUGUGCUGACUUCUCAGGUCAGUAUCCAGUCCAUCUUGCGGUGAAGAAGGACGGAGAGCACUGUCUCAGAUUGUUGGUGGAGGCUGGAGCAAAAAUCAACAUGCCAGAGCAGAAAAGCGGCUACACAGCACUACACCUUGCAGUGCGGGAUAACCUUUUAAAAGUGGCCUGUAAUCUCAUUACUGAGCUAAAAGCUGAUGUGAAUACCUGUACCUUUGGGGGCAACAGUCCCCUUCACCUCGCUGCCAGUCAGGGUUCUCCUCCUCUCUGCUCCAUGCUGAUAGCUGCAGGUGCCAAUAAAUGCCUGGAGAACGAUGAGCCUCUUUUCCUGGGCUCGUCUUCGUCGGAUGAAGAUGAGGAGAUUGAAACAAAGGACGUCGACAGGCAGCUUCAAACUGAGAUCGUUCCGCAAGUUGAGUGCAUGUCGAUAUCAUCCGAGCGAGGUCCAUUUAACCCACGCAAGAGACCUGCAGCUGGGCACACACCAUUUGACCUGGCCAAGUGUCAAAAGGUUAAAGAUCUGUUAGAUGGUAGAAAAGCUCCCAAGCCCAGUCCACUCGCCUCCAAAAGGACAAAAAUGAGCACAGAGGAAGUGAACCAGGGUUUGGACAGUGAGGUGCUCACUAAACUCUGCGGUAUCCUUAUUCAAGAUGACGUACCCUUGAGAAAGCUGGCAGAAAACCUGGGCAUGCUCACACUUACUCACCUGUAUCAGGAGAGCGCCUCACCCUAUCAGAAGUUGCUGGAGAACUACCAGCUGAGUGGUGGUCCCGUGGAUGGCCUGGUGGAGGCGCUGCAGUCUCUAGGGGUGAGUGAUGGAGUGAGAUUACUUAGAGACAGCCAACUCAGAGAAGACAAGCAGAGCACAGAUUCCAAAGCGGACAGUGGUUUUGGUAGUCAGUCCAUCACAGAGGAAAUCGCGAAUCCUACCGUGGCCAAUCACUGAUUAUCAGGAUCUGUACAUUGAGAAUAACAUGGCACUUUAUUUAGCAGCCUCUGCUCAGACUGAUGGUGCGAACUGACGGACUGUUCAUCAUUUCAACAAGGUGGAAAAAUAGGAGGAUUUUAAAGGAUCAUUCUGAGGCCCCAACUGGUAUUGCAUAACUAAACAUAUGACAGAAGCUCUCAGUUGCUGUGAGAGAUCUCCAGGGUUCGGAAUGAAGGUGUAGUACAAGUCCAGACAUUUUAAAUGCUUGUAUCUAAAGAUCAACAACUUGCUGACAGUGACACCAGAGUAACUUAGCCAGACGGCAGACAACUCCGGGCCGGAUCCGUACCGAAGCAGCUGACUUCUGGCCCAGAGUCGUCUGCUGUCUGGGUAAGUACAGCUGUAAUCUUUGAUGUGGAAUGUUUUAAUAAGAAAGUCUGUUGUAGGGUUGCGUUUCAUAUAUGCAACCUUCGUAAAAAUGAAAACUUGUUUGGAGAUCUUUCUGCUAGUUACAAAGACCUCGAUCCAAAACUGUUUAUUUAUGUAUACUUGGCAGAUUGCUUGGCAGUGAAUGUGUUAUUAUGUUUGUGUAUGUUUUAAUAAAGCUAUUGUUUUCAUUA